CUUUUUCCUUUAUUUUUUAUUACAAUUCCCUUUUAUGAUUUGAAUGGUAAAUUCUUGAAUUUUCUGAUAUUCAUAUUCCAGUUAAUAUAACAUUGAAGAGAAUGGCUCUAGCAUUGUGUCUAUUAAUUUAGUUUAUUUUUCAUUUUUUUUGUGAUAUUUAUUUUUUUGAAUUUGUGUUUUGUUGGUGGAUUUUAAAAGUAAAUGAAAACAUAAAGUCUUUUUAAUUGAAUUUGGACUGUUAAAGAUGGGUGUUUUACCUCUUAGUUUUUGUGUGUGUGGUAUAUUGGGCCUUGAAGUUCAUCGACAAUGAACUUUACUUACAUUCUGAUCAUUUGAUAAUAUUUCCACAGUUUUUACUUCUAAAAUUUAUCCAUUAAGAUUUGCCCUUACAUGCUUUCACACAAGAUUAGUGACUAGCUCAAAAAAUUUUGGAGGGCAAGAAAUAGUGUAAGAGCCUUCUCUUUGUCAUAGAUGGCUCAGUUUUAUAUGUUUGCUUAUUGUUUCUUAAUGCUUAUCCAAAUGACGUUUGGUAUUUUCACUUUAUUGUUAUAAAGAGAUAUCAUCUGUAAUUCCAACUUGUUUUGUGAGUGCUGGCCUCUCUUCUAUGAAUAAUUAUUUUCCUCCAUUAUUCAAUAUUCAUCAUCAUUAUUUAAGCCUUGUCCCAACUAUAUGGGUCAGUUACAUAAGUCCUGUUUUGCCGUUCCAUAUUUAAUUCCAUAUCCAUUGUUAAAUUAUGAGCCCUCAAACAAUAUAAUUCUUUUCCCAUCUGAAAUUUCUCUCUAGUUUUGCUUUCAUGCUGAUGAUUGGUGAAUGGGUUCUUUGAUAUAGGAGCUUCAUAUAUGGUUAAAUAUACAUUAGUUGCACAAAAUUUAUAUGUUUUCUUAUAUGCAAUUUUCUUCGGUGCAAAUUUCACUAGUUUAAAUGCAUGAGUGCAAAUGGGCUGAGUGUAAAUUCUGGUUUGAUUUUGCUUCAGGUUUAACCUUUGUCUUGUUUAUCUGUAAAAAGUAAAAUAGAAAGUAAAAUGGUGUGGUUUCAUCCAAUAGAAUGGAAGUAGGAGGAUUGUUUCCUUGGGAGUGAGGUAGGAAGCAAUAUAUGUUGUCCCUACUUAUAUGAGAGAAUUAAGGUAUGAAGAAGAUAGUACAAAUUUUGCAUCGGUUUUUGAGAUGCAAAUUUUACACCCUUAAUGAGUGCAAUUGAAACAAAAGUAUAAACAAAAGUAUCAGAUAGGGAUGUAAAUCAUGGUUAUUAUAAACAAACAGACAUACAAAACUGAACUGGAUGCAAUAUUUGCAUCUGGUUCAGAUUUGCACUGCAACCCAAGGCAGCCUUACUCUUGAGAAGCUCUUUUAACUUGUCAAAGUAAUUUGCUUCUAAACCGUAUCGGUUUUACAUAAUGCUUGCAUGUGUGGUGGAAUCACUCUGUCUCAAUGCUAUUUCAUGGCUCGUAUUGUUACUUGUUAGGUAUCAAAUUGUUUCAGCUGAUGGUGUCAAUGAGUACUAAUCCACACAAAUUGAUACUCACCAAUACAAUUAAAAACCCAUGUUUGGCCUAAGCUUGGUGCAGAGGUCCACAACUGCAAAGUGACCUAGGAUCUUUCAUUAUCCUUUUAGGUUGUCUUUGGUUUGAAGGAAAAGGUAGGGAAAGAUAGAGAAAACAACCUAUACAAGGUUGUGUUGGUUUGAAGGGAGAGGUAGGGAAAUGUUAUGCAUGUAUGAAGGUUUAACAGAUUUACAUGUAUGAAGGUUUAACAGAUUUACAUGUAUGAAGGUUUGAAAUGCAUGAAUAUGAAAAAUGAUGUUUUUUCCUUACAAGUAGAAUUACCGGUUUUUUCCAAUAAAUUGGAUACAACUAAAAAUAAAAAAGUUAUUUAUUUUUGGGGAUUUUACCGUUCAGUCCACCCCUAAGGUGGAGCUACUAGUAGACUAGGGGUGGACUGAAUCCUGCCCGUAGAUUGAUGCCAAAUUUACGGGCAGGAUGUAGUUUAAAGGGGGGGCUAUUAGUAGACUAGGAGGGAUCUGCAAAUUAGAUUUCUGAGGGGGAUUGUAGUCUAAAAAUCCCUUUAUUUUUUCUCUUAUAUUUUGCACGAUUUUAAUUAAUGGUAGAAAAGAACCAUGUGAUGGAUCUAUUAGACCUGUUUGGUUUAUUUGGAGAUUGACUGGUGAGCAUUAAAACUUUGUUACAGGUUAGCUGUCAAUUGUUUGGUUUGGAGAACUUAGUUAUGAGCCUUGCAAUUAGACCUGUUCAUGGGCAGUCCAUUGUGCUUGGCUUUACACUGAUUCAGGUUUAUUCAAAUUUGGGCAAAACCUAAACCCGAUCCCAGCCCAUGAACAGGUCUACUUGCAAUCAGUCAUAAGAGGUUUUAUGCACCAAGUAGGAUUAGGUAAUUCCCCCAACUUACUCUUCAACUCUAAGUAUAAAAUCUCAUAUAUUUUCAAAGGCACCCAGGGAUGUAAUCAUUUAAUUUUUUCAGAUUUGGGAUUUAGCUAUUUGUGUAGAUGUCCAGCAUAUGCAAAAUUGGAAAGUAUAGCAAUCUUAAGGCUGCCAAUUCUGCAUUUUUGUUCAAAUUUGAAAUUUCAGAGGUAGAAAAUAAUCUUUGGAGGUGUUGGUUAAUGUGAAAUGGUGCUUGAUGCCGACAUUCUGAUAUCCUAUCAAACUGGUUAAUUGUUGUCCUGGUUUAUCAUUGUUACGUAGAAAUUACACCCAUCUCAUCUUUGCUACCUAACAGUUGGAGUCGGUGAAAACCAUUUAUACUAUUAGAUCAUUGUCAAUGAAUAAUGAACCAAAAUUUCAGAAUAAUAUAUUUAGCAAAUAGCAGAGUUGUUGGUAAAUAAAACUCAUGAGAUCUAAUAAAAAUCCUUGAGGUGGACUGAACUCUAAAUUUCCGUUUUUUUAUUGCUGUAUAAAAUUCAAGAACCCUUGAGACUUAUUUGGGCACAUCACAUUUUAAAUGCAUAUUCCUUGUGAAAAACCAAAAAACCAUUGUAAAUAAUAGCAAUCAUAAUAUAUACUUUUUGUAACUAAGAAAUUCUCAUAAUAUGUAUGGGUGUCUUUUUCUUUCAAACAUGUAGCUGCAGGGACUAGAAACCUAUUCAGAAGUAAUCAUGUUAAAGGGUGUUCUUCAAUGUAACUUCUUUUCUUGUUGUGUGGUUCAAAUUAAAACUAUCUAGUUUGAAAAAAAAAUGUUUGUUAAAACAUGUUUUUCUUGUUGUGAGUUUCUUAAAACAAAACAUGGAAAAACAUGUUUUUGGUUGUAAACAUGUUCUUUUAUUACUGAAACCACAAACGGGUUCUGAAAUUUCUGGUUCUAAUAGCAUGUUUUUGUUUUAAAUCAUACAAUAUAUCUCACCAACUUUCAUAAAUUACAUACCAUCUGUACUCUAAGUCUAACAUUUGAUUUUGUUUUAAAAAUCAUCAUUUUGAUGGUUUUAAAAACAUGAAUUGUUUUUUACAAAACCAACUUAUUUUUGCUUCUUAAAACAAAAACACAAUUUGAGAACAUGUUCUUUUUGCUGACAUGGCAAUUUUAACACCCACUAAUUGUUGAAAACAGUAGGGACUUUUAAAAGGGUUUCAUGAUCUGUUUUACACAUCUUGCUUGCAGCAGACAGAGUUCCCCAAAUCACUUCCUUGAUCUUUUAUCAUAAAUUAGAUUUUAAAAUUUUCAAAUCAUUUACGGAACUAUAUAUACCUAUUUUAUUUGGGGACCCACUAUCCACUAUCCAUGUGACAAGUAUUGAAAUUUCUAGACUCCAUUUUUUAUCUGAUUUAGGAUAUUAUAUUAAAGUUUGAUUUAUAAUUAAAGAAUAGACUUUGUCUGAAAAAAAUGAGACCCACAUCAAUUGUUUGAGUUCAAAUUCCCUCCUGACAACUAAAAAAGUGAUGAAGAUAGCACCUUUUCAUAUAAAUCCAAAUGAAAACAUGAGAAUUGUCGCUAUAGAUCCAGCAAAAAAAAAAGUGAUGAAGAUAGCAUCUGUUUUUUUCCUUCAUGCUAAUUUUUUUUCUUAGAGACAAGCUAAUGAUCACUUGUGUUUUCUGGCCUUUUAAACAAGUCAGGCGGUUAAAUAAUAACAGUCUUUUUGGAUCCUGCCCUGAGUCUCUGUCCAAUGUGGAAGGUCUCACCCUUGUUGAACUCUGACUGUUGGGACCUUUCCUAUAACAAUUUAAGUGGUUCCUUGCCAAAAGUAUCCGCCAGAACUUUCAAAGCCACUUUCAUUUCCACCAGAUGCUCUAAGAGCUCAAUCAGAAUCUGGAGGAGCAAAAUGCCACCAUGUGGCUAUUGCAUUUGGGGAAGCACCGGGUCAGUUUCUCUUAUCAUCAUUGCUGUUGGGUUUCUUCUCUGGUGGCAGCACGGACACAACCAGCAGAUUUUCUUUGAUGUUAAUGACCAAUAUGAUCCAGAGGUUUGUUUGGGCCACUUGAAGAGGUACUCGUUUAAGGAACUCCGAUCAGCAACUGACCAUUUUAACUCAAAGAACAUUCUCGGAAGGGGUGGCUCUGGAAUUGUUUACAAGGGUUGCUUGCAAGAUGGGACUCUUGUGGCAGUCAAAAGAUUGAAAGACUACAAUACAGUUGGUGGUGAAGUCCAAUUCCAAACAGAAAUUGAGAUGAUAAGCCUGGCAGUGUUGCUUCUCGAUUAAAAGACCUCCUUGGAUAAAAAAGCAGUCUCUCAUUUAAGAAAAGGUCCCAACUAAAUGGAGUGUGUUAUACACACCUCCAAUCAGCAACAACACCUUUCGAAGAACCGGUUCCAGUCUUCUUCGGCAGCAAGAGGUUAUGAAUGUUGGGCAUCACACCACCAUUUGCGAUCGUAACGACACCCAGCAACUUGCUUAGUUCUUCAUCGUUUCUCAUCGCCAACUGAAUAUGCCUCUGCACUAUCCUUGUCUUCUUAUUAUCCCUUGUUGCGUUUCCAGUCAAUUCUAAAACCUGUUUUCAAGAAUUAUUAGUAUAAUCUAUUCAAUUCAAUUCUUCAAAUAGGUGUAUCAAUUGGUAUAAUUUUAUAUAUACUUUCAUACAGGUUUUAUGUUUUGAUUGAAUAUAUUUUCA
This is a messenger RNA of Nelumbo nucifera (sacred lotus), 5047 nucleotides long. Its product is annotated as protein CLAVATA3 INSENSITIVE RECEPTOR KINASE 1-like. The record is from RefSeq and is a predicted model, not a curated record. NCBI's taxonomy places the organism in Eukaryota, Viridiplantae, Streptophyta, Magnoliopsida, Proteales, Nelumbonaceae. Gene Ontology annotation, molecular function: ATP binding.